This is a messenger RNA of Engraulis encrasicolus (European anchovy), 1723 nucleotides long. Its product is annotated as E3 ubiquitin/ISG15 ligase TRIM25-like. Gene Ontology annotation, molecular function: zinc ion binding; protein binding. Lineage: Eukaryota; Metazoa; Chordata; Actinopteri; Clupeiformes; Engraulidae. The transcript is spliced from 6 exons. The coding region runs from base 32 to 1723 and encodes 563 amino acids. The record is from RefSeq and is a predicted model, not a curated record.
AGAGAGAGAGAGUGAGUCUUGUCAGUGGAAAAUGGAGGAAGCAGUAGGCCUACUCGAAGAGCAAGACCCGUGUCGUUGUUCUAUUUGUUUGGAUCCGUUGAGGGAUCCUGCCACCAUUCCAUGUGGUCACAGCUACUGCAUGAAGUGCAUCAGUGGUUUCUGGGACCAGAAGGGAGAGUACAGCUGCCCUCAAUGCAGAGAGACGUUUACUACACGGCCUGUCCUGAAGAAAAACACCACUCUAGCUGAUCUGGUGGAGAAAAUGAAAAAGAUCAGUUGGUCUACGGCUACCUCUCCUAUCCCUCCUGCUCCUGCUCAGUGUGCUGAAGUUGGGAAUGUGGAGUGUGACUUCUGCACAGAGACCAAACUGAAAGCUGUCAAGUCCUGUCUGGUGUGCCUGGUGUCUCUCUGUCAGACACACAUCGAGCCUCACAACAGCAUCCCUGCCUUGAAGAAUCACAAACUGGUCCAGGCCUCCACACACCUACAGCAGAAGAUCUGCUCUCAGCACAACAAGCUGAUUGAGGUGUUUUGUCGUGUUGAUCAGGAGUGUAUCUGCAUGCUGUGUAGUAUGGAUAACCACAAGGGUCACGAUACAGUGUCAGCUGCAUCAGAACGUAAGGAGAAAGAGAAACAGCUGGGGGAAACAAAAAUACAAUUUCUGGAGAGAAUCCAGAAGAGGGAGAAGGAACUGCAGCAGAUCCAGGAGUCUGUGUCAUCUUACCAGCGUUCUGCCCAAGAAGCAGAGCAGCAGAGUGAGAAGAUCUUCACUGAGCUGCUGGAGUCUAUUGAGAGGAGACGCUCUGAGGUGAAAGAGCUGAUCAGAGCUCAGCAGAAGGCAGCGGUGAGAGACGCUGAAGAUGUUUUGGAGAAACUGGAGCAGGAGCUGGCUGAGUUGAGGAGAGGACACGCUCAGUUGGAGAAGCUCUCGGUUGAGGAAGAUCACGUCAAUUUCCUCCAGAGUUUUCAAGUCCUGAAGUCCUCUGUAUGCAAACCUUCCCCCAGCAACAAUCUUAGUCCACACAUGUCAUUUGAGGACCUGAGUAAAUCUCUGUCAGUUUUGAAGAGUGAAGUGGAAGAACUCUGCAAGCAGCAUAUGAUAAUGAUAUCCGGAGAAGUGGCAGGUGUGGAGAUCGUUGUGCCCCAGGAGCCAAACACCAGGGAGGACUUUUUAAAGUACUUUUGUGAGCUGACGCUGGAUCCAAACACGGCACACAGAGAGAUCUCUCUGUCUGAGGGGAACAAGAUGGCGACGCGUGGAAAGGCCCAGACCUGCCCAAAUCAUCCAGAUAGAUUUACAGAAUUUGUGCAGGUGUUGUGUGAACAGGGCUUUUGUAGGCGUGUUUACUGGGAGGUGGAGGUGGAGCUGAAGAUUAACUCCAUAGUUAAAAUUGCUGUUGCAUACAAAAGCAUAAAGAGGGGAGGUCAAGGCUAUGUGAGCCAAUUUGGAAAUAUUGGAAAGAACUCCUGGUCUGUGGUGUGUGAUGUUAGAGGAUGUCGUUUCUGGCACAACGGAAAAAGAAAUGCAAUUGCCGUCAUUCCCACAUCUAGAAUAGGAGUGUAUGUGGACCACAGGGCAGGAACUUUGUCCUUCUACAAUGUCUCUGACACAAUGACCCUUCUCCACAAAGUGAAGACAUCUUUCACUGAAGCUAUUUACCCUGGCUUCCAUGUGGGUGUUGGUACUUCCAUAAAACUUUGCUCUGAAGUAGAAGAUUCAUGA